CCACAAGCUCGCCUCGCUCCUGGAUUUCUCAUCCAAACCUCAGCGACCGGGCAAUCCAACUCAUCGUCAAAUCGUACGAAGACAACGAGACCUACUAGACGCAAUAUCACAGAAGAUAACUGCGCGCUAUCUGCGUUCGAUUGAGGCCGCAGAGCAUUCAGUAGCUCUGCGCGGGGAGUUACCGAGCUGUCACCCAUCACGACUCGACUGCAACGAACAAACCAAUAGAAUAAUAAAGCACACAAAAUGCCGGAACAGCCGUCGUCGACGCUGCCCCCCAAGAGGCAGCAGGCCUCGGCGAUUGGCCGGGUCCUUGCGCUGCCGCCGCAGCUGCUCGAAAAGUACGGCGACUUCAUCACCAAGAAUGCCGGGCAGGUAUCGCAGAUUGAAAGCGCCCUGCGCAGUCUUACGUACAUCAUCCCAGGCCGCUUCCGAGAUGCCGAAAUCGCAUCCGAGUCCAUCCACUCCGGCGUCCAGCUCCUCACCAUGUACCACGACAACCUCCUCGAAAACGCCGUGUCCAAGCUGCCCGUGGCGCCCAUCCGCACCGCCCAUGCGCGCUACACGCGCUUCUGGACCGACAAGUCCAAGACGUACCGCCGCAUAGCGACCGUCCUGCAAAUGGUCAUGUACACUGAACUCCUGUGCGAAAUGUCCGCCAAGCGCCGCGGCGGCGAGAAGCGGCGCUGGCAUGUCGUGGUUCUCAUUGAGGCUAUCAAGGCCGUCUGUCGGCUGCUCCUCAUGCGCACAACGAACUCGCGGCAGCUUGUUAGUCCUGCGCUGCCGGAGCGCGAACCGAUUCCAGAAUCCUCGGAUGAUGAGGCAGAGGAUGGCCAGCCGACGCCGGAGAGCCAGAGCGAGUUUAUGAUGAUGGAUGAUCUGUCGAGUUCGACGCUGCUCAAGGCGCCGCAUGAGAAGGACUGGGCUAUGCCGCGCACGGGUAUGAGUAUGCCCUCGCUGCCUAACUCGUCAGAUAUCGGCGGCUACUUGGUCGGCAGGGUCUUGACAGCUGAUGACAUUCGCCCGGCGACGAAGCUGCUGAACCGCCUGCGUGGCGGAAGCCAGGCUGCUGAGGUACUGCAUAUCCUUGCGCCGCUGGUGUAUGCCGUGCUGCUAAUGCGCAGCAAGAACAAGAAGUCAUGGACGCCGUGGAUUGCCGGUCUGGCUGUCGAGUACGCUGCUCGCCAGCUCCGUGAUGUAGGCGGCACGCGCAUGACGGCCCUCGAGCGAGACGAGUGGCAGCGCCGCGGCUGGGCCAUGGGCUGGUGGGCUAUGCGCGGUGCCUUUUACGAAAACGUCACAAAGGGCAUCGUGGGCGGCGUCACCAGACGUAUGCCGGGCUUCAUUGGCGGCAUCAUGGACGACUAUGCGUACCUCUGGGAGAACUACUACUUUGCUACGAGCGCAUAAACGUAGCCGACAGACAGACAGACAGACAGGCGCUGCAAAGCUACGGACUGACUGUGAACCAAACUGCCAUUGCCACAUCAAGUGGCCAUCAGAGAGACAAAGAAGUGUUAACUCGGCCUACAGAUGUCGGACAUGCUAUAAUGAUCUAUCACAAUGGAGAUACUGCUUCCACACGCAACUCGCUAAAUAUCUAGGGCGGUGCGUUUAAACACGCCCCGAUGACGAUGAGGCGUUGCCGAGGACAUGCGUGCCCUGCUGAAAUCUAGGCAGCAGGAUUAAAAAAAUUUAAAAAAAGAACACACAUACGAAGAAGAAAACGACAAAGCGCAGCCACCGAGCUCGGGCGUAAGGUUGAGUUUCGGGGACGGCGAAGAGCGAGAAGGAUAGAGGAGAAGAAAUCCGCCCCGAAGAAGAAAGGACCGCGGAACACCUGUACAGUAGACCAACACAUUGGCAUUGGCAUUAGCAUAUUUUCCUUUUCGUUUUCGCGUUUAGCAAGGUAUAUACGACCAUGUACAACAUGAUACAAAUAGCCCGUUCGCCGUGACCGUGACCGCAACGUGCUGCCUACC
Molecule: messenger RNA, 1982 nt
Organism: [Torrubiella] hemipterigena
Lineage: Eukaryota; Fungi; Ascomycota; Sordariomycetes; Hypocreales; Clavicipitaceae
Source: the annotation of a GenBank genome assembly